CACGCGAACGCAGCGGUGCAAGUAUGGAUUCUGAUACAUACACGCACACACACAUAUAUAUAUAAGCAAGACCGAGAUUCACGAGUAUAUAGGUUAAGUGUAUAAGAUGCCAGCUGGUUUACCAUCAGCUGUCAGACCUCAUCAGAUAGGUCUGAUAUGCUAGUAAUUGCUUUAUUUUUUAUAAAUCGUUAAUUAUUAAUUUGUUAUAUGUUUAUUUAAAGUCGUCUUCAACAUGUAAAUUAAUCUAUUUAUUUGCUAAGCAUUAUUGUUAUCUUCAUGGUACAAGUACUUUAGGAUACUCUUAGUUAUAAUUUUCCAAGUUAAAUUAGAAAGAAAGUCAAAAUGCUUUCGGCAUUCAAGAGAUUAGCUGGCAAGUCCGAUGGGGUGGCUAGUCCGUCUCCGAGACCAGCGCAUCAAUCAAUGCCAACUAAUUUGCAAAGGAAGUUCGCGAAAGGAGUCCAGUAUAAUAUGAAAAUUAUAAUAAAGGGAGAUAGGAAUGUUGGCAAAACUUGUUUAUUUCACAGACUGCAAGGUCAAAAAUUUGUUGAAGAGUAUAUACCUACAGAAGAAAUUCAAGUAGCAAGCAUUCAGUGGAAUUACAAGGCCACCGAUGACGUUGUUAAAGUUGAAGUAUGGGAUGUGGUUGAUCGUGGUAGACGUAGAAAAAAAAUGGAAGGCCUAAAGAUGGACAAUGUUAUACCUGCUGAGAAUGUUAUUGAGGAGCCAGCACUGGAUGCUGAAUUCUUAGAUGUUUACAAAGGAACAAACGGUGUCAUAAUUAUGAUGGAUAUCACUAAGCAGUGGACUUUUGAUUAUGUUCAGAGAGAACUUCCCAAAGUACCCAGUCACAUACCAGUCAUUGUUUUGGGCAAUCACUGCGACAUGUCCCACCACAGAACUGUCACCGCAGAUCAUGUCACUUACUUCAUUGAUUCACUGGGAGAGAGAACUGCACAAGUAAGAUACGCUGAAUCUUCGAUGAGGAAUGGCUUUGGAUUGAAACUGUUGCACAAGUUCUUUAAUCUUCCGUUUUUACAAUUGCAAAGGGAGACUCUUUUGCAACAGCUAGAGACAAAUAAGGAAGAGACUCUCUUGACUGUUCAAGAGCUUGAUCUGUUUCAAGAGAGCGACGAUGCAGAUUACAAUAAAUUUUUGGACAAUCUGGUCAACAAGAGAAGAGCAAUGGCAGACUCUGUGUCUGCUACUGCUUUAGUUCCAAAUGUUACGUCUUCGCUGAGCCCCCAUGGUCAGAUCAAUAACCCAACUGGAUCCAUUGGAAGGGUUUUGGGUCCAAUUGGUGGUGGCACACCAAUACCUGUUAAAAACAUGGAUUCUAGAAUACUUAUGAAAAAAGAAGUACAAUCACAGGGAGUAGUUAGUAGCAAUAGCAAAGUAGAACAUGUGACUCAGCCAAAUAGCAGUAGUGCCCCAGAAUUUCCAAAUAACAAAUCGUCCAUUAGUAUUAAUUCAGACAAGAAAGAAUUAAGCACCAGAUCACAAUCUUUUGUUUCAAAACUGACCGGUAAGAAAGAGUCGGAGAAGGAUAAAUCUUUGGAAAGCUUCAAAUCCUACCCUAGUGCAUCAGUAGCAAGUGUAGAAGACUUUGUGCCUGAUGAUGGCUACCUGGACAAAUCAUUCUUGGAAGACAACAGCCAAUCGAAUUCUCAAGGAAGCCAGAGGAAGCAGCUUGAUUCCGAUAGUGAUACAGAAACAGGAAAUCCUCUGGUGGCCGGUUUCGAGGACGACCUAUCAUCAGCCGACGAGAUGCCGGUAUCGGUACAGCCAAAAUUAGCCGAGAACCCCCUCAGCAAGCAGAGGCACAAACGAGGGGAAAUUUCUCUGGGAGCCGAAUCAAAUUUCGAGCCGCGACCUCAAAUUACAAAACGCGACUCCGCGUCGUCCAUCGAACAGGAGCUGCAGAUCGCCAACAAAAUGCGCAUAGACGAUCAGAAUGACGGUAAUUCCGAUGACACGUUCGACAGUUGGCUGGGCCAAGACACCAAGUGGAGGCAGAGUCCCGAAGGCGGCGAGGACGUGAGCAGUAGCGUGGGUACAAAGAAGGAUAGGCACGAGCUGAGCGAUAAGAGUCUGGAUGCGAGUGUUACCAGCUCUAACGUUCAUCUAGAACUUCUGGACAACAGUAGUAUACGUCACCUUAGUUCUAAUGGCAGUAGUCCGGUAAUGAAGGAGAAAAAGAAGCAUAGGGAUAAGACCGAAGAUAAGGAGAAGAAGAAAAAGAAGAAAUCCAAAGACAAAGACAAGGAGAAGGAAAAGUCUGAAAAAUCGGAAAAGAAGAAGCGGCGAUCGUCAAAAAAAGAAGAGAACAGAAAGCGAGAUGAGCUGGAGGAGUUCUUGAACGGAUCGAGCGGACCCGCCGGUGUCGAGGCGGCUUACGAAGCUAUUUAAGCCAAUAAAUCUCUACCCGUCCGGGGGAAUUUUCGAUGUUUUUAUAACUGAUUUUUUCUAUCUGAAAAUACCUAAUGAGUUCUCGACAACAGCUUCCAGUCUUAUUUUAGUAUGUACUAAAAAAACAAUCAAGGUCGCAACAGCAACAAUAAGUCACUGAUCUCUAUCACGAAAGACUAAAAAACUUCUAUUUAAUGCAUUUAAGAUUUAAGGUCAGCCUAUAAGUUUGUAAGCAUGCGUUUAAAUGGUAUUCAUUCCACGUAAUACUAACAUCGCAUCAUACGAUUCUUAAACCGCAUACUUACGUUUCAAGGCAGAGGUUUAACUAUUAUAUUAUACAGGUGAGAGAGUGCGUAAAGUAAUAAAAAAAAGCAAAAAAAUCAUAGAUAUAUUUAAGCAAAUCUACUUGCAACGCAGAUAAAAUACAUAAUAUUUGAAUGCUUACGGUGGUGAAAAUCGAAAGGCAAAAAAAAAGGAAAUAAUUCUAUAUAUGUCUAAAGAGAAAAGUAUAAAUGUAUAUGGAAAUUAUAUUGUUACGUAUAUCCAAAUAAUUAUUGUUUAUAAAUGUACAUAUACCACGCAA
Molecule: messenger RNA, 2989 nt
Organism: Nasonia vitripennis (jewel wasp)
Lineage: Eukaryota; Metazoa; Arthropoda; Insecta; Hymenoptera; Pteromalidae
Product: rab-like protein 6
Exons: 5
Coding region: 343-2406 (687 amino acids)
Cellular component (GO): nucleus; cytosol
Molecular function (GO): GTP binding; GTPase activity
Source: RefSeq, a predicted model, not a curated record